Messenger RNA from Toxoplasma gondii ME49, 798 nucleotides. RefSeq lists its product as hypothetical. The record is from RefSeq and is a predicted model, not a curated record. The transcript has a single exon. NCBI's taxonomy places the organism in Eukaryota, Apicomplexa, Conoidasida, Eucoccidiorida, Sarcocystidae. Bases 1 to 798 code for a protein of 265 amino acids.
AUGAGACGCUCUCGUUCUUGGCGUUGCGUUGCACUGUUUCUGCUGGUCAGCAGAAGCCGUACUUUAUCUUCGCUGCUCGACGCGUCUUUCUUCGUCGCUACUAUGCCAGCACCUGUCGAUUUCAACGAUUCACAUGCUCCUCACGUAGGUCGUCCAUCUUACAGCGACAGCCGCAUUUCGGUAGAAAGGACUUUACCGACCCCCAAGUCUGGCAGCAGCAAAGGCAUGCCUUCCCAGAUGCCGUGCCAGAAUGGUGAAACAAAGGAAAAGCGGGGAGAUCAGCAGGGCGUUAUGUCAGGACACCAUCCGGUAAACGCAGACCCCGCCACACCCGCGAACUCACGAGAAAAACCUUGCCGAUGUUCCUGCUGCGAGAAUAGGUCCCACGACGCGCCUCGUGUCCGUUUUACGAUGCCGAAGAAGUCCAACUUCACCGAAAAAGAAACUGAAAAGUCCGGGUUGCACGUCUCUCUGCGUCGACUGCCAGACAGCGAGAAAGGCCAAGUAGAAGGCGUUUCUCCUGUGCAUCACUCUCGACCCGCGAGUCAGGACGGCAACGAGGCAGCGUUGCGAACCGCAGAAACUCACGCACCGCAGCAAAAUCCGGAUCGAGAAAGUCGGGUGUUUACUUCUGAGCACGUAAAGGAAGUCGAACAGGCAGUGCUCUUCGUCCCUAUCACAAAACUGGUGCCGUUUUUCGUGACUCCUGCACAGCGGUGGAGUGCUGAUCACUUGGCCGCCAUGAUGAUGGGUGGGGGUUCUCUAUUCGCGUUCAGGGGCUUCGAACCUCUUUACUGA